Hyaloscypha bicolor E is the source of this 1311-nucleotide messenger RNA. RefSeq lists its product as uncharacterized. Gene Ontology annotation, biological process: nucleoside transmembrane transport. The record is from RefSeq and is a predicted model, not a curated record. The coding region runs from base 1 to 1311 and encodes 436 amino acids. Gene Ontology annotation, cellular component: plasma membrane; fungal-type vacuole membrane. Gene Ontology annotation, molecular function: nucleobase transmembrane transporter activity; nicotinamide riboside transmembrane transporter activity. The transcript is spliced from 3 exons. Lineage: Eukaryota; Fungi; Ascomycota; Leotiomycetes; Helotiales; Hyaloscyphaceae.
AUGCCGAAGAAGCUGAAGCCCUCGGCUCGAGCAGAUCAGAGUUAUGUCCCUUUGAUAUCUGCUCCCAAGCGACACAGCAACGGCAGACGAGAUGUGGAGGCGGUGUGCAGCAAAAAUUUGUUCUCGCUACUCAAUUACUUUUGCUUCUUCGUCAUCGGGUUGUCAAUGAUGUGGACAUGGUCCAUGAUCUUACAAGCCGUUCCUUUCUUUCAUCGCCGCUUUCGAGAGAACCCAUGGAUUCUACAAUACUUCCAGGCGUUCUACCUCGUCUUCUUUGCAUUCACUAUGCUGACCGUCACUCUCGUUCUCGGGUCGCGAAAGUCUCGACCUUCAUACACCAGCUACCUCGGUUCAGCAUUGAUUGCAUACUUCGUUGUAGCGACUCUUCUAAUGCUCUCUACACUCCCAUGCCUCAAUAUGGGGGCCAACAUCUACUUUCUAUUUACAUUAGUGAUGGUUGUUAUCACAGCGGUUGCAAAUGGGCUGAGCCAAAAUGCUGCCUUUGCUUUCGCGGCAGGUUUUGGUCGAACUGAGUACGCCCCGGCGAUCAUGACUGGAGAAGCCCUUGCUGGACUCCUCCCUUCGAGCAUAGAAAUUGCAUCAGCACUAGCCUUUCCCUCUGCGUACUUCGAAGUAGAUGAAAAUAACACCUCGCAAACCUAUUACCUGACACUAAACUACUUUUUGUCAGCUGCAGUUGUUGGCUCAGCAUCAUUGUGUGCAUUCAAGUUUCUUGUCCGCCGGGCACCAACUCAUUUCCAUCCCAAAACAACGAAGCGGACUUCUAACCGGACUCGGAUGGCUUCCAAACUUCAAUGGCCUGCCUUGGCUAACUUUAUGUGUCUCUGCAUCUCCUCAGUCUCUCCGGUAUUCAUCUCAAAGAUCGUUUCGGUUGUCCCAGUUGAGAAAGCGUCGAUAAUAUUCCGUCCAGAGGCAUUUAUACCUCUUGCGAUUGUCCUCUGGAACGUCGGUGACCUCCUCGGAUCCGUUAUGGCUGUCCACUCACUUUUCCUCAUCAAAUACCCACGCCUGCUUUUCAUACUCUCACUCUCUCGCCUUGUCUUUGUACCGCUCUACCUAAUGUGCAAUAUUGAUGGCCGUGGAUCCGUAGCUGGCGACUGGUUCUACCUCAUCAUUGUCCAAUUCCUCUUUGGAUUGACACAUGGCUGGCUUUCUGGUGCAAGCAUGAUGGGAGUGCCAGUUUGGAUCAACGAAGAAGACAGAGAAGAGGCAGGUGCAUUCAUGGGGAUGACAUUAGUUGCAGGACUAGUGGCAGGGAGUAUGCUCGGCCUUGCUGCUGCCCAGGCAUGA